AUGCAAAGUUCAGAUGGUGCAGACUACAAGGAACAUGGAGAUGGCCAGAUUCGCAAAACUUCUGCAGAGGAGGCUGAUAUGGUUCCUCAGUACCACCACAGGUUCUGGUAUGUCGCUAAAAGGGUGAUAAUAAUGUGCCGGAUCUGCAUGCGCCUGCGUGUGUCAUCCAAAUCCUUCAUGGAGGUUUGGGCAACGUUGACAAAGUACGGCAGCAAGUCACAGACUGAAGAGGAACAGAGAGAAAGCAGCAAAGCCGCAUUUGAUUUUCAAUACUUCAAGACACGGCAUAAUAACCUUUCCAAUACAGAGAUUCAGAUCACCAUGAAACUACCCGAGCAGCGGACAAUGCAUGAUCUGGAAUUGCUUACAGUUGUCAUGAGAUCUUUGCUGAGCUUCAGACACUACAGAAAAUCCUACCAGCUUUUGCUGGCAAAAAUAAUGAGAUACGAACGGUUCAGGAGGAGGAGGGUGAUAAUAAGAAAGGGUGAUCCAGCACACAGUUUCUACUUCAUAUACUCUGGAGGUGUCAGCUUCUCCACGGACCUAGAUGGGAGCAGUGCUUUUAAAGAGGAACAGCAAGCUGACUUGCGGAAAGGUGCCAGGUUUGGAGAGAUUCCCGUGCUGAAACGGCUGCGAAGGAACUUCACUGCAGUUUGUGUGGAGGACACUGAGCUGCUGGUUGUUGACAGAGAGGAUUUCUUUGCAAAUAAACUUGACGAGGUGUUAGUGGAUGAAGCACACCAUCGCUUUGUUUUUUUCAGAUCACUCAACCUUCUACAGUCAUUGCCUGACAGUUCCAUCGAGAUCCUAUCUGACUACUCCACAACAGAAGAGUUCCUCUAUGGCCAGGUCAUUCCACACAAUAUAGACAACCUGAUUUUCGUCACCAAGGGUCGCUUUGUGAUACUGCGACUGGUGAAUCUCGCUCGCUGUCAUUCCUACCACAUGCUGAUUGCCCAGGAGCUGCCCUUCAUCAAAAACGUUGAACAAGAAAAAGAGUCGAUCAGUAAACGGCCAAAGCAACAUUCCGCCAACAAUCGCACACAGAUUACCAAAGCCCUGGCUGUCGCUGUCUUCAUGCAGAUCGAUUCAAUUCUACCAGGAGAGGUUUUUGGCCUGCGGCAGUACUUUCUGCCCAGUAACCUUCACGAUAGACGGCCCUUCAGUCUCAAGAGCGUCGGCACGAAGAUUGUGAGGAUUGAUAUGGAGACCUUUGCUGAAAUAGCUGACCCCAAAACACUGCAAAAGGUCAGGUUGCUGCAGUCUGUGUACCCAAGCGAUGACAAGCUCUGCGAGCUCUUCAUCAGGAAUAAUUUCUGGAAGAUCUUUAAGAAGGAUAUGAUCACCAAGAUCACCCGUGGCACAAAAGCUGAGAAAGCUAAAAUGUCAGUUCAAGGGGAGAGUGUGUAUGAGAUUGACAAGACUGGGAUCCUGAACCUUCCUGAUAUUGCUAGCAAUCCCCAUACUAUUUUUUCAAAACCUUCGUACUACAUUACUCCUGUUCUGAGGAUCAAGAAAGGUGAAGACUUCAAAUUACCAGAAGUAGAUCUCCAAUUGAUACACGGAAUAGAAAAGAUUCCAUCCAAUUUAAAGCAUGUGUUGUUCUGAACAGGUCCCUGGUGUUCUUGCUCAUUGUCUGACUUCCUUCAAUGUAGAAUCUUUCAGAUUGUUGCCAUUACUUGUUUAAUUCUUUCCAAUUUCAGUUUAUUUCUCCCCCAACACUUUGUUCACCGUAGGAUCAUGCACUGGGGUUUUUCUCACAUACUUUGUUCUUUCAUAUAUUUGGCCCCUGUUAUGCACAACACUUUUCCAAUUAUCAAGGAACAACUGCAAUCAUAUAUAGACCACUGUUACAAAGGUCUUACAUUAAAAUCCAAAGCCAUUUAAACCUACUGCCAUAAAGACAGUGCAUAGGAACCAAGCUAGUAAAAUACAAGCUUACAGCCAACAUGUUAACACCUAAUAAGUUAGUUGCAUUGUUUUAAAAAUGCAACAUUAGAGUCCCAUUAUCAGGUCUAUGUAAUGUAAUAUCGGUCUGAUAAUACCAGACCCAAUGAUUCACACUCAAUGCAAAGGUCCAAUACCUUAUGCUUGAAUGGUAUGAGAUCCAAUGAUAUAGAUCCCAAUAUCAUAAAUCAUGGACUACACCAUGAGACAAAUUCCAUAGACCCAAUCAUAUACACUCCCUGGUUUAAGAUUCAAUUCAUUUAGACCCAAUAAUAUGGACUCUGUGCAAUAAUAAUACAAUGCCACAAGUCAAUAUGCCUUAAAAUCCAAUCAUAAGACCCAUUGUUAUAAAGGUGCAGUGUCAUAAUGCCAAAGGUCACAACAUGUGAAUACUUGACCCAAUACCACUGCCCUAAUGCAGAAUAAUUGAAUGCUAUGGAAAUACCAUAUGCUCCAAUGCCAUCAAAGCUCAGCAUCAGAUGAUCCAGUUCCACGAGGGCAAAAUCCAAGAAAUCUAAAUAUUGUAAAGGAUGAAUUAGGGAUCACCAUCAUCACACUGGAAUCAAUCAAAGGCACGCGUCUUCUUUGUGGUGCCAAAAUAAGCAAUCUGAAAAAUGCCUUACAAUAAUAGCAACCCUUUCCUGGGAUUACCAUGCAUUUUGCAGGUGUUUAAUUGAAGCUUGAACCUGCUCC
Molecule: messenger RNA, 2640 nt
Organism: Amblyraja radiata (thorny skate)
Lineage: Eukaryota; Metazoa; Chordata; Chondrichthyes; Rajiformes; Rajidae
Product: cyclic nucleotide-binding domain-containing protein 2
Exons: 13
Coding region: 1-1608 (535 amino acids)
Source: RefSeq, a predicted model, not a curated record